AUGGAUGGUGAUAUUAUAAGAGAGGCCCUUUUGGAAACGGGAUGGCAAUCCUCUUUUGCCUUUCCAACUGCCUCAAAAGAAAACAUAAAGCUCUUGGAAUUGUUGACAGAAACGAAGGCGAAGAUAACCGAAGCAACCGCUGAAUUGGAGCUCUAUGCGGAAAAGAACAGGAAGAUUCAGGGCCACAUAGAUAUGGUGAAGAACGAGCGCAAGCUCACUGCACAGCUGAAGGAGGAGGUGGACAAAGAGAUUGCUGAUUCAGAGCACUUCAUCAAAAUGGCUGAACAGGAGAACUGGCGCACUGCCAGCGAUCACAAGCGACUCAUUGAACAAAAGAAAAAACUGACGUCCAGACUUGGAGCUCUUGAGGACGAAAUAUUUCUUAAAUCCAACGAGUUGACAUCAAUCAAGACGGAAUUGGACUGCGAUCAGAAACGCGUGGAACAAUUCAUGACUGACUGUGAAAUGGACUACGCCCUCAAGCGGAGACUGCAAAUGAUCUCCAAAACCGACAAUACUCUUAUUCAGCAUCUCACCAGUGAGGAGAGCAAAUUGAAUGCGAAGCGGAAUGACCUACUGAAGAAGUUGGACACUGCCGUGUCUAAAGACGAGGUCAUCCAACUACGCAUUGACACGACGGCGGAAAUGGGGAGGGAGGAAAAUCGAGGCAGACAAGAGAUGCUCCAGUUGUGGGAGAAGACUGUAAAACAGCUUUCCGAGCGGGACGCCGAUUUCACCAAGCUUGGAAAGGACUACGAUGGACUGCUCUCCGAUAUCAACGAGAGGCAGACGAAAAUGCGUGCGUUACAGAAGUUACUGGGGAGCAUUGGUCAGGAUAUCAAAGAUGUGAAGAGCAGGUCCUCCCUCCUGACCAGGACAAUAAGUGACAUCCGGGAGGCAACCUUGCAGGAGUCAAUCAACGCUUCCACCACUGAAAACGAGCUUUUCACACUUAAAAAGCUGGUCUCGAAGGUGGCAAAAGAAUUGCAGCAGAUACGAGCUGCCAACGCUCAUUUCAAGGAAUCCAAUAAAAAGCUGUCAGAAAAUUUGCAUACAACGGAGGGCGCUGUGAUAAUCACACUGAGGAGGUUGGAGAAUCUGAAGAUUGAGAAUGUUUCAGCUGAAGAGCUGUUGCGCAUGAUGGAGGAGGAGCUGGAAACCGAGGUUCAGUGCCAAAACACAGUCAAAACAAAUCUCACAAAAUUGAAAAAUCUUCGUUUCAUCGUCUCAGAGGAAAAGCGGAUGGCGGAAAGCGAUAACAAGACCGUUGAAGCACUUAUAAAUGGAAGUCGAACGAAAAUUCGUCACGCCGAUCGCGAACUUCAAAGCAGCGAGGCGGAGUUGAGGCGGCUGGAGCAACUGGUUUACAAGUCGAUGCUGACGGCAAACAUGAUGGAGCGAAGAAUCUCACGAAUGGAGUCGAACGCAGCCAGCGAUGAGGAGAGCCUCGCACUGGAGCGGCGCAUUCGUCACAUGCAAGAGCAGUUUGAUAGCCAGUGUCAGUCUGCGCACACCCUCUCCUCCAUGAUUGAACAGUUCAAAAAUGAAAAACGAGUGUUGGCACUGCAGUCCGAUUCAGUUAGGGAGCACCUUGGAAAAAGCAUUUACCAAAUGGAUGGAGUGAAGGUCUACCUAGCAAACGCUGGCAGAAGUCUUGACGGAGCUGUACGAAGUCGAAACGAACUUCUCGUCUUCUACAACCUCUGCCGUUAUCAGUUGCGACGAGCGGAGGAGCACUACCGACUAAUGGAAGAGACGACAUUGAAUGAAGAGAUGCGAGCGAAGGCGAUAGCCGCGAUGACGCGCGAGUUGGAGGAGGAGGCUGCAGCACGCACCUGCCGUGUGGAAAUGGAGAUGCGCAUGACUGGUCAGGACGCCAGUCGAGUCAAGGCCGAUCUGGCCAAAAGAAAGUGCAGACUGGAACAGCUUAAAUCCAGAUACGAUGUUGAUGCUUCGCUGGUUUCAGCGGAUGGAGAUAUUGACAAAGCCCAAACAAGUAUAAUUGUCAGGUCACUUGAAGAGCACGAAGAAUUGCAGGCAAAGGGUGAUGAGUUGGAUAGGGAUGUGAGGCGGGCAGAGGAGGAGCUGAGAGCGCUGGAAAACACCGUCCUCGUUAUGUCCUCUCUGAAUGAAUCUGCACGCAGCUACAGCGGAACUACAGUGGAUCAAAGCUUGCUUAAAAACAAGGAGGUACUAGCAGAGAAACUCGAAAAAACAACAAGCAAAUUAAAGGUCUCCCGUGAGAAGCGAAGGAUUCUUCGAGCGUCUGUUUUGCGAUUCACAGUGGAGAUAAGUUCUUUGGAAGAGGAGAUUGCCCAGUUAGAGAAGAUGGUGGCAUCGUACGAGGCGGACGUUUUUCGAAUUAGGAAUAAAAACUUCGAGCUUGACGCCAAGUUGGAAAGAGCACAGAAAGUGCAGACACUUGCUAAGACAAAGGCUACUCGGGUAAAACAACCUGUGGACUUGGACAUUGAGGUCCAACUCCUCAGUGACUUCAACGAAUCUGUCAAUAUUUUACUGGUGCGAAGCAUCAAGGCCUCACCUUUUAUCAACGAUGAAAUUCUUGCAAAGGCACAAGAGCUAUCCAAGAGUUUCCAGUUAGCCACUCCAAUCCUUAUGGGCAGUGUUGACAACAUCAAAGUCUCUGACAAACUACUUAACCGAAACGUCAACGCAAACAUAUCGAGAUUAGGAUCUGGCAGCCUGGCGGUGACAAACGUGGAGCUAGGCGCACAUGCUUUUGAUGUGCCACGACCGACAACGGCAAAAACAACACGAGUUCAACACGACGUAAGAACAAAGCCAACAACCGGGUCACUACGCACACCCAGCUCCGCUUCAUCGGGCACCCUCUCCAUCCGCAGUAUCCACUAG
Messenger RNA from Hydatigera taeniaeformis, 2874 nucleotides. NCBI's taxonomy places the organism in Eukaryota, Metazoa, Platyhelminthes, Cestoda, Cyclophyllidea, Taeniidae. The record is from the annotation of a GenBank genome assembly.